Molecule: messenger RNA, 4638 nt
Organism: Struthio camelus australis
Lineage: Eukaryota; Metazoa; Chordata; Aves; Struthioniformes; Struthionidae
Source: RefSeq, a predicted model, not a curated record
UGUAUAAUAAUUUAGGCUGUUGAAGCUGAAAAUUCAAACACAAAUCGUUCCUGCUGCUUAUUUAUUCCUUGAUCUAAGGAGCUGAAAUCAUCCUCACUUGAGGUGGCAGUUAUCAAAAUAUUCUGAAAGAUUGCCAGACAAUAUUUUCAAAAGUAUAAAGCUUAGAAAUUAAAUUCCUUUGCAAAAAUGGGCAUGUAAAUUUAGGUCUUCGUCUUACAGAUAUUUAGACCCAGUUUGUUAUUUGCAUUGAUUAUUCUUUGGCAGCGUUGGUGUUCAGCAGCAGGGUUGGGGUCCCAGUUAAACUUCUUUGUUUCGCCCUUUAUUUUGUACCAGUUCAGUCAAAACCAUACUUAAUUCUUUGAAAAACAAAUAGACAAGCUGUCUCCCUGCUCUAGAUUUGAACUGAUGUUUCUAGCUUCAAACUCCCCCUUGCCCUCCCCACAGGAAACAGGCUUGGAGUUCCUCAGGUCUUCUCCUGUAUGUAGCAGAGGUCUGAAAAAGACGAGCUCCUUCUGAUUAUGUGCAAACAUGCUAGAGGACGAAGAGCCACAUUACCAUUGCAUCUGAGGAAAAGGCGUUCUGUUUAUAUUAACUCUGUUGGACAUCAAACAGUCAAAUAUAGAAAACGAGUAUCUGAAGAGUUUUAUCAGAGCUCUCAACUUGCUAGGCUGUGAUAGUCAGAAAACACAAAGUCAAGCCACGGGAAAGCAGGCUUCAGGGUUCUUCCACUUGCAGAAUUACUUGUUUAUUUUAAGUUAGACAGAUGGUUUCCCAAAGUUCUGUUAAUGCGCAUUUUCUUUUGUCUAAAAUAGAAAAACUGGUCUGGGAAUAUUUGUAUUUGAAGAGAAGUUGUCAGCUCAAAACAUAAUCAGAACAGCUCUUGAGUAGUUUGAGCUAUGAAAUACAUUGUCAGUUUUGAUUUUCUUAACCAUUUUUUUUCCAUUGAGAUCUUUUACAUGUAGCGUUGUGUAUCUAAAUACAAAGCAAUACUUUGGAAUACACAGGGACAUUGACCAGUCUGGCUUCCUCCUGAAGCAGAUUUAAGUGUAAAACAAGUUAACGGUGGAAAUUGUGAAAGCUUGAACUAGAUGCUUAGAAUAGACUAAGACACUAGAAUAUUGAAAUGGUUUUUACCCCCUGCAAAGUCUUGUUGACACAAACUUAAAGAACUAUUUAAUUUGAGUAUCUGGUUACAACAGACCAAUGUUUGGCUUGUUUAUCUCUAACACCCUUUCAGUGGAAAGCACGGAUGUACUAAAAAAAUUAAGAUCAUGGAACAGUCUACUGACUUUUUCCAAGUAAAAACUCUAAGCUGUAUUAUGAAAACCAUUAUUUUAAUGGAAUGUAGGUGGCUACGCUUCCAGUGCAGUUGCUUUACUAAAACUGCAAAAUGGUGUGUUUUGGACGUGAGAACUUGUCUUUACUGAACCCACACUAAUGUUUUUUCCGUUACACAAGUUCUGCUAGUAUAACUCCCUACAGCAGGGCUGCCAGCUGGUGUAAAUGGCUUUUUGGUAUUGCCUAUCUCUUUUCAGACAGCCCCGUGAUAAAGACUUCUGAUACUUAUCAGAUGAUGUCACUGUAAAAGUACCAAUGCUGUAUCUGGCAGGUGUUGGUCAUUAGAAAAACAAAUGCUAGCCUAAGCAAAACUCAAACAUUUGAAAGCAAACCUAACUUUUUAAUAUUUAGAUUUGACAAGUGAGGUGAGCUCCCAGAUUUGUGUGGUUUUAAGCAGGUGCAUUGUGAAACAAGAAUCUAUUUAGUCAACCUCUGUCACAGAAGUAUUGAACAGUAUAUUAGUCUGUCAGCCUUGGUGCUAGAUUUUUUUUAAAAUAUGUUUUCUUGUUGCUACCAGAAACAGAGGAUUCAAUAGCUGAUCUUUAGCUUGAAAGACAUGAGCUUGGAAUUAUUUCACUUUUCAUCCAAAAGCUUAAAGGGUGGGAGGAGCAAACUAUAUGGCAGUUAUACUGACGAUUCUGAUGACUUGAUGCUAAGAAUUUACAGAGCUGAGUCAUAUGCUGGCCUCCAAGAGUAUAAAACAGCCAUAGAAGAUCUAAAUUUUGUUAUUUCUAAAAUGCCAAACUGGCCAGAGGUCUACUUCCGAAAAGGAAAAGUGCUGCAUGACUCUGGCUUUGUAGGUGAUGCCUUACAACUAUUUCUACACUGCUUAGCCCUUGAUGAGGAUUUUCUUCCAGCCAAACUAGAAGUAGAAAGGACGUUGUGUGACGUGCUGUCACCAGAAAACUUAGGAGAGAGUCUGAAGGAAUCUGCUUGGAAUUCACCACAUGUUCGAAAUAAACCUUUUAUACUUGGUUCCGAGGUGACUGAGUCUUGCAGCAAUUUACAACUUUGUCCUGAGCAGAGUUUAGGAGGAUCAGCAAUACUGCAGCCUGUCAGUGGAAGCCUAAAUCGUGCACAAUCUGCCCAUGCUCUUAACUCAACAAAAGACCUUGCCAAGGAAGAUGGCUUAAAGAGAGUGUCUUCUGAACCCCUUCUUUCUGGCCAAGAAAAAGGCGCUUUGUUGAAAAGAAAGCUUUCCUUUUCAGAGCAGGAUACAGUUGUAUUUGAAGAUGGAAGAAAUAAACACAAAAAGCAAGGAGAAAAUACAAAAAGGGACACAACACAGGCUUAUGGAACAAUUCCAGGGAAUCUGAUUGAUGUGUCAGAUUUUGAGUGCUCUCUGUGUAUGAGGCUGUUCUUUGAGCCAGUGACAACCCCUUGCGGACAUACUUUUUGCAAAGGUUGCUUGGAACGGUGUUUGGACCAUGCUCCUCAGUGUCCACUCUGUAAGGAGAGUUUAAAAGAGUACCUAGCAAGCAGGAAAUACAGUAUCACAGAACUGCUGGAAGAAUUGAUAAUAAAAUAUCUGUCUGAUGAGUUAUAUGAAAGAAAAAGAAUUCAUGCUGAAGAAACUGCUGAACACUCAAACUUGACCAAGAAUGUUCCAAUGUUUGUUUGCACUAUGGCAUAUCCGACUGUGCCUUGCCCUCUACAUGUGUUUGAGCCAAGAUACCGACUAAUGAUUCGCAGAAGUAUGGAAACUGGGACUAAACAGUUUGGGAUGUGUAUAAGUGAUUCUCAAAAUGGUUUUGCAGACUAUGGAUGCAUGCUGCAAAUUAGGAAUGUUCAUUUUCUGCCUGAUGGACGGUCCGUUGUUGAUACAGUUGGUGGAAAGAGAUUUAGAGUUUUACAAAGAGGGAUGAAAGAUGGUUAUUGCACUGCAGACAUUGAAUAUUUGGAAGAUGUUAAGGUUGCUGAUGAGGAAGAGCUAAAGAAACUCAGAGAACUUCACAAUUUUGUGUACAAUCAGGCCUGUAGUUGGUUUCAAAAUUUAAGAAACAAAUUUCGCACUCAAAUUCUUCAACACUUCGGGCCAAUGCCUGACAGGGAGGAAAAUAUACAGGCAAUGCCCAACGGUCCUGCUUGGUGUUGGUGGCUUCUAGCUGUUCUCCCAGUAGACCCCAGAUACCAACUCUCAGUUCUCUCUAUGAUGUCCUUAAAAGACCGUCUGAUAAAAAUCCAGCAUAUACUCACAUAUUUUUCUAGAGACCAGUCCAAAUGACUAACCGCCUGGGUCUUCCUGAAAAGUUACUCUGUUCUGGUUGUAGUAGCAGCUGGAAUUUUUGCUGCCUUUGCACAUCUAGCGCUGGUUUGAGAAGUGUAAUAUGGAACUGCUUUUUUCCCGCCCCCAACUUCCUGAACCAUGUGGUUCCUUGAAUGCACAUUUUCUUCAACUACAAGAGAAGACCACUGAUAAUUGCACAAAGUCAAUCCAGCCAGAUAAGUUUUUCACAUUAUCUACGUUACAGUUUGCACUAUGUAGAAGAGAACAUUUGGAGACUUGAUAAUUUUAGCCACUGACUUUUUAAAGCUGUGCGAAGUGCAGGACUUAAGGCUGACAGUCCAAGUUUACAACAUUGAAGAGGUAUUAAAGGUUUUGCAAAUGAGUUUGCCUCAUACAACUGUUCUGUUGCUAUUUGCACAAUUGAAACAUAGUAUUGAAUGUCACUGUUGGAUAUUACUGCUCAUGUUAAAUUGUCUUGACCAUGAAUAUGGCACAGAUUUUUUUUUAAAGUUAUCUUGUAAAUGUAUGUUUCACAAAACAGGUGACACUUUGAACUGUAUGCUGAACUGAGAGCCAAUUGUAAGGAACAGAUGCAAAAAAAAAAAAAAGAGGUACUUCUGUCUAAAAAUACUUAAACUGUGAAUAUGGUUUACAUACUUAGACCUGUACAUGUUAAAGAGGAAACUGAAAACUAAACGUCAGUUCCAGUUACAUUUUUACUGGGCUUUUCAAGCUGCCUGUUCUUCCAGAGCACACACUUAGUUUAUAGAGCUUUUAAGAAGAAACCUUAGAGUGUGUGUGUGUGUGUGUAUUGGGGAUUAUGCAUCCAGGAUUUAAAAGCUUAAAGUUUUCUUUGGACUUUUUAAGUUGGUGCAAAUGUGAGUUCUAUGCCUUAUUCAUAUCAAUAGUAGAGCACACUGCAGUGGCAAGGUUAGCAUCAUGCUGCCAGUAGGUACUUUUUGUAACUGAAAGUUUGCAUAUUUGUGAAUAUGUCUGAUACUGGCUUUCUUGUAUGUAAAUCAUUUGUAAAGUAUUUCUUAAAUCUUGCUUUUGCUAAUAUAUUUAAUUUUCAA